This is a messenger RNA of Tarenaya hassleriana, 1056 nucleotides long. RefSeq lists its product as uncharacterized. The transcript has 2 exons. Lineage: Eukaryota; Viridiplantae; Streptophyta; Magnoliopsida; Brassicales; Cleomaceae. The coding region runs from base 182 to 844 and encodes 220 amino acids. The record is from RefSeq and is a predicted model, not a curated record.
UAAAUGGGAUGGGGGAGGAAGAGGGUGAAGGACACGUUCUCCUUCGGCUGUCAGCAAAUGUCAACGCAUCUGUCCUAAAACGCCACGCCCUCCAUUUAUAACCUAACCGUCUAUCUCUUUCACAUCCCUUCCCGUUUUAGACCAAACUCCACAGAGAGAGAGAGAGAGUCUUGUGUAGAAGAUGAAGCUUGUCUGGUCGCCGGAAACAGCAUCCAAAGCCUACAUCGAUACCGUCAAAUCAUGUAAGAGCUUCAUAGAAUCAGGCGUGGCUGAGUUCCUGUCCGCUACAGCCGCCGGUUGGAACGCCAGACUGAUCGUCGAGACGUGGACACGUGGCGACCCCAUCGCCACGAGCGUCGGCCUCGCCGUCGCCGCCAAGCACACGCGCGGCCGCCACGUGUGCAUCGUCCCCGACGAGCAGUCACGCUCGGAUUACGUGGCGGCCAUUAGGGGCGCCGUGACGGCGGAGACGACUGAGGUGAUCGUCGGUGACCCGUUGGACGAGGCGGUGGAGGGAUUCUCCGGCGUUGACUUCAUGGUCGUUGACUCCAAGCGGCGGGAGUUCGUGAGGGCGCUGAGGGCGGCGAAUCUGAGCAACAUGGGUGCCGUUUUAGUGUGUAAAAACGCCACGCAGAGAUCUGUCUCCGGGUUCAGAUGGCAGGGAGUGCUUGGGGAAGGGACACGUGUCGUGAGAUCAGUGUUCUUGCCUGUCGGGAAUGGAUUGGAUAUAGUACACGUGGGGGCCAGCGGUGGUCUGCGUGUUAAAAUGAGGAAGCGUCCUAGCCGUUGGAUUAAACAUGUGGAUCAACGAUCAGGAGAGGAGCACUUCUUGUUCACGCGCUAAUUGAAGAAGAUAUCAUAUCGCCCUUUCUCGCGUUACUGCUCUCCCCGUUUUGCCCUUGAACGCCUUCUGUUCUUGUCUUGUGUGUGGUUGCUUACCAUAGGACAAAUAAGAAUGUAAAUACGACACGACAUCCUAUAACUAUAAUGUUAUAACUUGCUCUAAACAAAAUCUUACCCAUGUGUAAAUUUAGUAAAAACAUACAAGUUUCGUGA